This is a messenger RNA of Prunus armeniaca (apricot), 321 nucleotides long. NCBI's taxonomy places the organism in Eukaryota, Viridiplantae, Streptophyta, Magnoliopsida, Rosales, Rosaceae. The record is from the annotation of a GenBank genome assembly.
AUGUCUGCCGAGGCAGAGCCUUCGUCCUCCGGGUACGUGCCUGGUGACGUGGACGACUACAUUUCGGGAGGAGGACCCAAAGAAAAGCAGAACGCAGUGAUGACUUUGAUUGCACACUAUGCUUUGAACCUAUCACAACUCCUUAUGGGCAUUCUUUUUGGCGUUCACGCCUAUUUCAGUCGGUCAAUGGAUCGAGGUGAGUGUUUUGUUGUUACUGAUUCUAUUUUCUGCAAAAGAACCAUGUUGACAAACACUAUGCUUGAACCAAAAGGGUCUAGAGAGAGAGAGAGAGAGAGAGAGAGAACAGACGUGAGUUCAUGA